UCCACGUGGGUAGAACGUAAACCAUCUGGAAAAGCGCGCCAUAACUGAGGAUUGACUUCUUGAAGUUUUUUUUCUUCUCAAUGGGUGACAAGGUUUUACUGGUCGGUGGAGGAGGAAGAGAGCAUGCCAUUGGAUGGAAGCUUUCCCAAUCAAAUCAUGUCGGGCAAGUCUUUGUUGCACCGGGCAAUGCGGGAACUUCUUUACAACCGAAAACACAGAACAUUCCUUCCACAAGCGUCGAUUGCAACGAUAACGAAAGCGUCGUUGAAUACUGUGUAGAGAACAAAAUAGACUUUGUUAUUAUUGGACCCGAAGUACCGUUAGCGAAUGGUUUAGCUGAUGCGCUACGGGAUAUGAAAAUCCCUUGUUUUGGGCCGAGUCGCAGAGCUGCUCGGAUCGAGUCAAGCAAACAGUUCGCCAAAGAGUUCAUGCAGCGCCACGGUAUUCCAACGGCGCGAUGGAAGGCCUUUACUGACCCAGAGGAAGCGUGUAAACAUAUUGAAUCAGCUGAUUAUGAAGCUCUGGUGAUAAAAGCCAGCGGUCUAGCCGCUGGGAAAGGUGUUGUUGUUGCCAGUAGGAAAGAAGAGGCUGUGAAAGCUGUCAGAGAAAUGCUUCAGGACAAGAUAUUUGGCGAGGCAGGGUCAACAAUCGUGAUUGAAGAAAAAUUAGAAGGAGAGGAGGUUUCUGUUCUCUGUUUCACCGAUGGUAAGACAAUUGCUAUAAUGCCUCCUGCUCAAGAUCAUAAGCGCUUAUUAGACAAUGAUCAAGGUCCUAACACAGGAGGAAUGGGUGCAUAUGCACCUUGUCCACAGGUUUCCAUGCAUCUGAAGGAAGAAAUAGCCAGAGAUGUUCUCCAGAAGACAGUUGAUGGUUUAAGGGAAGAAGAGUGUCCAUUUGUUGGAGUUCUCUUUGCCGGAAUGAUGUUAACAGCUAAUGGUCCCAGGGUUCUGGAGUUUAAUUGUCGGUUUGGUGAUCCAGAGACACAAGUUAUAUUGCCACUACUGAAGAGUGAUCUCUAUGCAACCCUUCUGGAAUGUGUAAAUGGUGAAUUAAGCCUUUCCCUACCCCAGUGGCAUACAGACAGGUUUGCUGUGGGUGUCGUUGCAGCUAGUGGUGGAUAUCCUGGUUCAGUUAAGAAAGGGUGUGUCCUCAAGGGCUUGAGAGACUUGGAGGGUCAAAAUAAUGUAGUGGUGUUUCAUGCUGGGACAGCCAUCCAAAGAAAAGAAGAUGACAAAGUUUUAGUUACUUCUGGUGGAAGGGUGAUGGCAGUUGUUGGCUUGGCAACAGGAAUAGAAGAUGCUCAGAAAACAGCAUAUGAUAGUAUCAAGAAGGUUAUGUUUGAGGGGAUUCAGUACAGGAAGGAUAUUGCAUCUAGAGCUUGCAGAGCCAGGGGCCUAACCUACUCUGCUGCUGGAGUGGACAUAGAUGCAGGCAACCUUCUGGUGAAUGCAAUCAAGCCCCUAGCUGCCUCUACAGCUCGGACUGGUUGUACAGGUGAUCUUGGUGGCUUUGGAGGCUUCUUUGAUCUCAAGGCUGCUGGCUACUCAGAUCCAUUGCUUGUUAGUGGCACGGAUGGUGUUGGAACUAAACUCAAGAUUGCUCAGACUGUUGGCAUGCAUAGCUCAGUUGGUAUUGAUCUGGUUGCAAUGUGUGUGAAUGACAUUCUUGCACAUGGUGCUGAGCCGCUGUAUUUUCUGGAUUACUUUGCGACUGGCAAGCUCGAUGUGGGUGUGGCCAAGGAGGUGAUUCUUGGUGUAGCUCGAGGCUGUUCUCAAGCAGGAUGUGCUCUGUUAGGAGGAGAAACAGCAGAAAUGCCAGGAAUGUACUCAUUUGGAGAAUAUGAUGUGGCUGGUUUUGCUGUUGGUGCUGUAGAACGUAACAAAGUUCUUCCAAGGACACAGGAUAUCAUUGUGGAUGAUUUAGUCAUUGGGUUGGCUUCAUCUGGCAUCCAUAGUAAUGGCUUCAGCUUAGUCAGGAAAAUCAUCGACAAGGCUGGACUGAGUUAUGAUUCUCCAUGUCCUUUCUCAACCACUGAAGGCCUUCAGUCUGUUACUAAAUUAGGUGAAGCUCUUCUUUCACCAACCAAGAUUUACUGCCAGGCUGUUCUUCCCCUGAUGCAAGCCAGGAAAGUUAAGGCUUUUGCACAUAUAACAGGAGGAGGUCUAACUGAAAACAUUCCACGUGUCUUGCCCCACGGCUUGGGCGUGUCACUUGAUGCUAGCUCUUGGAGUAUUCCAGCAGUGUUUGGGUGGAUAUUUGGACAAGGGAAUGUAGCAACGCUUGAAAUGGUACGGACUUUCAACUGCGGUAUUGGAGCAGGCCUUGUUGUUGGUCAAGAAACGGCUGCCUCAGUUAUGGAACAUCUUACAGCAUUGAAUGAAAAAGCUUGGAUUAUAGGCAAAGUCACUGAAAAUAAGGAAGACAUUGAUAAAGUUAUUGUGAACAAUCUUGAAAGUGUGUUUUGUGAGUCUGCUAGAAAGGCAAACAUCAAUCACCAGGAUGAGAAUGAAACGAUUAAAGGACCAAAACUAAGUAAUGUGGAAAUGCACUGUAGAAAGAAAAUGAAAGUAGGGGUGCUUAUUUCAGGCUCAGGAACAAACUUGCAAGCUCUGAUUGAUCAGAGCUUGAGGCAGGACAGUAGUGCAGAGAUUGCUGUGGUCAUAUCAAAUGUACCUGGUGUACAGGGUCUAACCCGGGCUCAAACAGCUGCUAUCCCAACUAAAGUUAUUAAGCACAAGGAUUUCAAAAGCCGUUUGGAUUUUGAUAUGGCAGUUCAUGCAGCAUUGAAGGAGGCUGGAGUGGAACUGGUUUGUUUAGCAGGAUUUAUGAGGAUUGUUACGGGCGAGUUUGUUCGGAAGUGGCGCGGUCGGUUACUGAAUAUUCACCCUUCAUUGCUUCCUUCAUUCAAAGGCAUGCAUGCACACAAACUUGUGUUGGAGGCAGGUGUCUGUAUUUCUGGAUGUACAGUUCACUUUGUGGAGGAAGAGGUUGAUGCAGGUGCAAUAGUGACUCAAGAAGCAGUGGAAGUUAAGCACAAUGACACUGUGGAAACACUGCAAGAAAGAGUGAAAACUGCUGAGCACAGAGCAUACCCACGGGCUAUGGAACUGCUAGCAAGUGGCAGAAUAAAACUAAAUGACCAGAACAAAGUUCAGUGGAUGUGGUAGGUGCCACUGCACAAGACUGUUUGAACGGUUGUGUAUUUUUAAAAACUGCAUUAGUAAUGUAAUAAGCUGCAUGCAUUCAUUGAAUGAAGGACAUGAAAUAUUACUAGCAUUAAUGCAUGCUUGGCUUCAUACAAGGUGGUGUGUUAACAAAACUGAUAAAGUAUCUAUGUAAAAUAUUUCAAUGACUAGAAAUAUUAUCAUGACUGGAAAACAUUUUGAUUCAGUUGACAAUGAAUUAUAUAAGGUAAGUCCUAGUUGAAUACAUAGUCCAACAGGGGUA
Messenger RNA from Stylophora pistillata, 3447 nucleotides. RefSeq names its product trifunctional purine biosynthetic protein adenosine-3. The record is from RefSeq and is a predicted model, not a curated record. Gene Ontology annotation, molecular function: ATP binding; phosphoribosylamine-glycine ligase activity; phosphoribosylglycinamide formyltransferase activity. NCBI's taxonomy places the organism in Eukaryota, Metazoa, Cnidaria, Anthozoa, Scleractinia, Pocilloporidae. Gene Ontology annotation, biological process: adenine biosynthetic process; 'de novo' IMP biosynthetic process. Gene Ontology annotation, cellular component: cytosol.